Molecule: messenger RNA, 733 nt
Organism: Chelonoidis abingdonii (Abingdon island giant tortoise)
Lineage: Eukaryota; Metazoa; Chordata; Testudines; Testudinidae
Gene: WDR45
Product: WD repeat domain 45
Molecular function (GO): protein binding
Source: RefSeq, a predicted model, not a curated record
AUGAGCUGCCCUGGAGUGCGACUGCUGCUCUGGCUGCGCGAUGGAGUCCGGGCCGAAUCUACAAUGAGCCGCUCAGGAAAGGGCACCUGGGAUAGAACCCAAAUUCUCGAGAUCUCAGUGCUGAUUUGGGACGACGCCCGUGAGGGGAAGGGAGGCAAAGACAAGCUGGUUCUGGAAUUUACCUUCACCAAACCUGCCCUGGCCGUGCGCAUGGGACAUGACAAGAUCAUCAUUGUGCUGAGGAACCGGAUUUACGUUUAUUCCUUCCCGGAGAACCCCACCAAGCUCUUCGAGUUCGACACGCGGGACAACCCCAAAGGGCUCUGCGAUCUCUGUCCCAGUCUGGAGAAGCAGCUGCUGGUGUUCCCCGGGCACAAGUGUGGCAGCCUACAGCUGGUGGACCUGUCGAGCACCCAGCCGGGCACCUCGUCGGCGCCGUUCACCAUCAACGCCCACCAGGGCGAGAUCGCCUGCGUCUCCCUCAACCAGCCGGGCACUGUGGUGGCGUCGGCCUCGCGCCAGGGCACCCUCAUCCGCCUCUUCGACACCCAGAGCAAGGAGAAGCUGGUGGAGCUGCGCCGGGGCACGGACCCCGCCACCCUGUACUGCAUCAAUUUUAGCCACGACUCGUCGUUCCUCUGCGCGUCAAGCGACAAGGGGACGGUUCACAUCUUCGCCCUGAAGGACACGCGCCUGAACCGCCGCUCCGCGUAGGUACCCCCCCUGGGACCCC